UUGACACCCCAAAAAGUUCUUUAAAACCAAUCCUCUCGCAAAGGAAAGAAAAGGCCCUGGACCUUUUCUUCAUGAAUUCGCUCAUCGGUUUGCUCUUGCUUUCCAUCCUGACUAUGGUGGACGUGAUCCAUUCCUCUUCUUUUUCUUCUUUGUCUUCUUCGUUCCUGGAUCCACAAAACGCUGCAAGAGCUCGAGUCGGGGUCGCCCCCCUCGUCUGGGACGAUCGCCUCGCGGCCUUCGCGCUCGCCUGGGCGAACUCGAGGAGGAUCUUUGGAGCCUGCUCGCUCCAGCACUCGCGAGGCCCCUACGGCGAGAACAUCUUCUGGGGGAGUGGCGGCGCUGGGCGGAGCUGGAAUCCAUCCGACGCUGUCGAGUCGUGGAUGAGCGAGCGGCGGUGGUAUGACUAUGGCACAAACUCUUGCCUUGGCGGCCGCGGUGCCUGCGGCCACUACACCCAGGUGGUGUCGAGGUUCUCGCGCCGGGUUGGCUGUGCUCGAGUCCAGUGUGGCCGUGGAGACGUGUUCAUGGCGUGCGACUAUUUCCCUCCUGGAAACAAUGGCCAGAGACCAUUUUAACAAAAUGCAUCAGUACAAAGUUGAAGUGGUAGUAGAAAAGUAGCAUCGCAAGCGUAGCGUGUUUCUUCUUUCCCAAGUCGUAAAGCUGUGAUGGAUGAUGGAUUAGUCAAUACGUUGCUCCCGGG
This is a messenger RNA of Selaginella moellendorffii, 700 nucleotides long. Its product is annotated as pathogenesis-related protein PRB1-3. The transcript has a single exon. The record is from RefSeq and is a predicted model, not a curated record. Lineage: Eukaryota; Viridiplantae; Streptophyta; Lycopodiopsida; Selaginellales; Selaginellaceae. The coding region runs from base 72 to 575 and encodes 167 amino acids.